CACGGGCCCGACUCAGUACGAAAAGCGCACAGGAAGCGAUCGGUACGGAACGGAACAACGGUACGAAACGACAAGCAAACACAAAACAAAAAACACACUAAAGAGCGUAAGCUCCGACGGGCCUGAGAACUCGCAUGUAGAAACACAAUUAUUUUUUCGUUUAAUAGAAGCACACAUUAAAAUACUAAGCAGGCAAAUAAGGCAAAUAAUAAUAAUAAUAAUAGCAAUCCAACAAAACAAAACAAAACCAAAAUCAGGCAAAGGCCAGACCCAAAAAUAAACGGGUUUCAAACGCUCUACCCACCCUGCCCCCCACAACUCUCUUUUUUCUACGCUGAUCUUCAUUUUGUGCCAUCGACUAAUACGGUUUGUGCUUGUGUUGAUUUUGUUGUUGUUGUUGUUGUUUUUUUUUAUUAGUGCCAAAGACAAGGUCAAAAAAAAAAGACUCCACUCGAGAGAGACAGAGAGCGAGAGAGAGCCACAACGGUGCACACAAAGAAAAGCUGCACAAGACAAACUUCCAGAGCAGGCGAGAGAGAGGCAGAGAGAGAGAGAGACAAACUUCAUAGACAAACUUCAGAGAGCGGAGGAGUCAUAGAUAUAAACUUCAGGGAGCAAAAGAGAGAAAAAGAGUGCAAGAGCGCAAGCGAGUGGGAGAGCGUGCUGAUGACAGCCACAAUGGAAGCCGUGGCUGCUGCCGCCAUCGCCACCACACCCGUCCAGGAGCAGGCUGCGCUGCACCUGCACCCCACCGGCAAGACGAUGUCGUCUCUGCCAUCCACACCCACAUCCGCCUCCUCAGAGACCAGUCAAGCAUUGAGCGAGAUCUUCUUUGUGGAGAGCAGCCGGCGCAAGCAGAGCAUCAAGAUCCAGGUGAAGCUCUGUCCGGAGGGCGUUUACCUGCGGCGGGAGACCGAUCAGGAUGAUCACAUCAACGAGCAGCUGAUACGCAUCGAUGACAUCAUUGGCUCCCGGUAUGGUCCCCGCCUGAAGAAGCGACCACGUGGCGGGCUCACUUCGUGCAAGAAUCCCAACGGGGAUGCGGCCCAGGAGCAGGAACAACAGCCGGAUCGUGAUAACAGCGCCUACCUGUACAUCUAUGCGUAUCUAAAGAAGGAGAAGCCCCUGCGCCGUGUACAGACGCUGCGCAUUCUGCGUUUUCGCUCCAGCAACGAAUACGCGGAGAAUCUGCAGACGGCCGAGCUCUGGCAUCGCACCAUACGGGAGCACAAGCAGCGCAACAGCACCACCAUCGACAUCUCUGGCAACAUUUCGGGCGCGGGCUUUGGCUCGGGCAAACACCUGUUGAUCCUGCUCAAUCCGAAAUCGGGUUCGGGCAAGGGCCGAGAGCUGUUUCAGAAGCAGGUGGCACCGCUGCUCACCGAAGCGGAGGUGCAGUAUGAUCUGCAGAUCACAACGCAUCCCCACUAUGCCCAGGAGUUUGUGCGCACUCGCAAGGAUCUGCUGGAGCGCUACUCUGGCAUUGUGGUGGCCUCCGGCGAUGGCCUCUUCUACGAGGUACUCAACGGUUUGAUGGAGCGCAUGGACUGGCGUCGCGUCUGCCGCAAUCUGCCGCUCGGCAUCAUACCCUGUGGCAGCGGCAAUGGCCUGGCCAAGAGCGUGGCCCAUCACUGCAACGAACCGUACGAACCGAAGCCCAUCCUUCAUGCCACGCUCACGUGCAUUGCCGGCCGGAGCACGGCCAUGGAUGUCGUCCGUGUGGAGUUAUCGUCCAUGGAAAAGCACUACGUGAUGUACUCCUUCCUGUCCGUGGGCUGGGGCCUCAUUGCUGACAUUGACAUCGAGAGCGAGCGUCUGCGUUCGAUUGGAGCCCAACGGUUCACACUGUGGGCCAUCAAGCGACUCAUCUCGCUGAGGACCUACAAGGGCAAGGUCUUCUAUCUGCCACACCCCAAGGAGGAGCAUGAACAGGGGAAACCUGCUGAAGCUGCAGUUGCUGCUGCUGCUGCUCCUCCCCAGGAAAAGGAAACUCCACUGCAGCUGUCAGUGGAGGAGCAGGCGCCACCCAGCAGGCCCAUCUCGUUGCCCCUCAACGUCAACGGCGAUGUCAGCGAAGUCAGCGAUGUCAGCGAAGUCAGCGAAUUUAGGGAUCUGCCCGAGGACCUCAAUGAGGAAUCCGAAACAGAUCCGGACCAGUUUGUCGAUGCCCUGUCCAUGGAUCGCUCCAUCUUUCGCCAGCACGCCGACAGCUGGCACUCGGCCAUGUCCCGCCGUACCGCCUACUAUUCGGUGGGGGGCCAGAGCAUCCGUUCGAAUCGCAGCCGAAUGAGCGUGUCCCAGCGGAUUGAGGCGGCCAAUGCAGAGUUUGCGGAGAUAGUGCCCUCGGGCACUAUACCGGGAUUGAAGCUGCCGUUGCCUGCCGCCGAAGGCUGGUGCUGCGAGGAGGGGGACUUCGUGAUGGUGCAUGCCGCCUACACGACGCACCUGUCCUCCGACUGCUACUUUGCGCCCGAAUCGCGACUGAACGAUGGCAUCAUCUAUCUGGUGAUCAUCCGCAGCGGCGUGGGGCGCCACCAGAUGCUCAACUUUCUGCUGAGCAUGAACACGGGCACCCAUCUGCCGGCCGGCGGCAAUGAUCCCUUCAUUCGAGUGGUGCCCGUCAAGGCGUUCCGCAUCGAACCGAGCGGCAGCGAUGGGAUCCUGGUCGUCGAUGGCGAGCGUGUCGAUUAUGGACCCAUACAGGCGGAGGUGCUGCCGGGACUGAUCAAUGUGAUGACCACCAACGGACAGUGAGGUAUCGAUGGUCGAUAACGAUAGCGAUAUAUCGAUCAAAUGAUCAUAGAUAUGGGACAUUGGAUAUGGAUAUGGAU
Drosophila obscura is the source of this 2831-nucleotide messenger RNA. It is a transcript of the gene Sk1, whose product is annotated as sphingosine kinase 2. Bases 667 to 2754 code for a protein of 695 amino acids. The transcript has a single exon. NCBI's taxonomy places the organism in Eukaryota, Metazoa, Arthropoda, Insecta, Diptera, Drosophilidae. The record is from RefSeq and is a predicted model, not a curated record. Gene Ontology annotation, cellular component: intracellular membrane-bounded organelle; membrane; cytoplasm. Gene Ontology annotation, biological process: sphingosine biosynthetic process.